Molecule: messenger RNA, 5076 nt
Organism: Cololabis saira (Pacific saury)
Lineage: Eukaryota; Metazoa; Chordata; Actinopteri; Beloniformes; Belonidae
Gene: ptpdc1a
Product: protein tyrosine phosphatase domain containing 1a
Exons: 10
Coding region: 189-2297 (702 amino acids)
Biological process (GO): protein dephosphorylation; cilium assembly
Molecular function (GO): protein tyrosine/serine/threonine phosphatase activity
Source: RefSeq, a predicted model, not a curated record
UGGUCUACACGUCCGGCUGCAAGCUAAUUAGCUAGCUUUACUUAGCUGAUCAAAUGAUGUGUCUACAAGAAAACGCAAAUUUCCUAAGUGCCAGCAAAAACCUAACAGUACCGUUAAAGAGAUGAUGGGACCAUGUCGGACAGUGUAACGACUGCCACGUACGUGGAGGUGAGAGAACACGGCCUGCCAUGGCAGCUGCUGUCACCAUACUGACUGAUCUGCCCUACGCCAUGGGUGAUUCCCAGAGAGGCCAGAUCAACACAGAGACAGAAACAGCUAAUACAAGAGUCGCCAUACCAAAGUACACUAAGAUGGGGGAGACUUUGAGACACGUUAUCCCUGGUCACAUGCAAUGCUCUAUGGCCUGUGGAGGAAAGGCCUGUAAAUAUGAAAACCCCUCUCGCUGGAGUGAAAAAGAGCAAGCCAUCAAGGGACUUUAUUCAUCCUGGAUUACUGACAACUUGCUAGCUAUGGCAAGGCCUUCCACUGAAAUCAUAGAGAAAUUUAAUAUAAUCGAACAGUUUCAAAGGUGGGGGUUGAAGACAGUCAUUAACCUGCAACGGCCUGGAGAACACGCCAGCUGUGGCAACACACUGGAGCAGGAGAGUGGUUUCACUUAUCAACCUGAAACUUUCAUGGAAGCAGGCAUCUACUACUACAACUUUGGAUGGAAAGACUAUGGUGUAGCAUCUCUGACUACUAUUCUGGAUAUGGUGAAAGUCAUGUCUUUUGCUGUUCAAGAGGGAAAAAUGGCAGUCCACUGCCAUGCAGGUCUUGGAAGAACAGGUGUGUUGCUUGCUUGUUACUUGGUCUUCACCUCUCAGAUGAAUGCAGAUCAAGCUAUCUUGUUUGUACGAGCCAAAAGACCCAACUCUAUCCAGACCCGAGGUCAGCUGCUGUGUGUCCGGGAGUUUGCUCAGUUCCUGGUUCCUUUGCGAAGUGUGUUUUCUUGUGCAGACCCCAAAGCAAGUGCCGUUACCUUGUCUCAGUACCUAAUCCGGCAGCGUCACCUGCUGCACGGCUAUGAAGCGCGGCAGAUGAAGAAUGUGCCAAAGAUCGUCCACCUCAUAUGCAAGCGUCUAAUCGACAUUGCAUCAAACACACAAGUAGCAAUUGAGGAGGAGUGGUUGGAGAUCCCUGACCUCACCGCUGAAGUGGACAACACUGUUUCCCAUCAGGCCUUGUGGCAGCUUGGAAGGGAAAUGAAAGGGAAAGGAGUCCCUGGCUUACUUUGUACAUUACCUACUUUAAAUCUACCAACACAACCGUCUCCAUCUGCCUACAACCCGUCUCUCACCAGUGACAGUGAGCUGGACCCUCUAUGGAGCCAGACACAUUUUCAAAAGUUUCCAAGGUUUUCUCUGUGCAUCACCAGGUGCCUCAGCGACUCUGUGCUUCAUCAUUGGCAGCACCUAUCAGCAAAUGUUGAGAGCAACAACCCCGUCGACUGCUUGAUCAGGCCCUCGUUGUCUCACAGCAGCCUCGCCGUCUGUAACACUCCAAGUAGCUGCUACCUUUCUUCCCAAGACGAUGUGAGCAGCAUUCAAGAUAUCAAAACCAAACCUGGAGAAGACAAUGGAUCUACUUUCAAAAAGCCACAGCAUAAGCUGCAUCAGGAAUUCACUUUAGAACUAUCUGAGUAUGAAUGGAAAUCCCUCUAUAAUGCCACACUGCCUGUCCUGUCAUCCAAGAGCAAACAAGUAACAGAUGAGGAAGAGCCCGAUCCCCCAGCAGAAAGAUGUACUAACAGAGGUGGUGUCACAGACGUUCCUCUCAUCACCCUCCAGUCUGAACUUUCAUCAGAGAACAGGCGCUUGUUGGUGGCGAGAGCGCUGGCCAUGGAUCUGACAGACCAUCAACUUUCCUACAAGGUCUCAAUGUGGCAGACGGAGCUGAACUCCGGAGAGGAGAGCUGGGAGCGGUUGAGGACGGAGACAGACCCGCUGGUCCUCUCUGCUCUCAUGUGGUCGUGGCUGGAGCAGCUCAAGGACCCGGUGAUCAGCACCCACGACAUAAACACCUUUAACCCAAGAAACGCUCUCAACACUAUGGAAAAGGAGCGCCGGCUCACGCUACUCUGUAUCCUGAACUGUGCUGCCCAUCUCCUGCCAGAGCCUGAAGAAGUGGUGGCUCGUUUUCUUACCCAAAUAAUCAAAGCCUUUACUAAAAUGGAUCCGGCUUCAGACCAGAACGAGUCACUGUUUACGACACUGAGAGCAGUUCUGACUCCCGUUCUUUAUGAGCUGCAUGACAAAGCUGUGAAGGGAGUGAACACUUCUGAUCCACGGCACCAUUAGUCUGGAACUGGGUUCCACACUCACUUACUGGCAUUACUGCAUCCAUAGCCAGUUCCUUGCACCACUUACUGUGGAUAAUUGCCAAUCUGGGACAUUUGAAGCCUUUUUAGAAGAGUGUAUGUCAUCAGACAUUUUAGCAUUUCUUUCUUUAGUGUUUUCUUUGAAGGUCUUAAUGGACACCACAUACUGUCAUUGUCAAUGUUAAUGUGCCACUGUGCUCACUUUCAAACACUUCUUUUUUUCUUUUCCCUUAAUUUAAAACACUUCUAAGUUCUACUUAAAUAUUUAUGAGGAAGUAGUUGCUUGUAUUCAUAGCUACAAGGAAGAUAUUGAAGGUGGGCUUCCUCUGUUUCGAUGUAAUGUUAUUUAAAUAUGUAACUUAACUGUUAGAGUGGUGGCUAAAAGAUUUUUUUAAACAAUUUUUGUCUGUACAGAUAUUAAAGUGUCUCUUAUUUUUUCAAAUAUUUAUGUGUGAGGUACAUGGUGCACUUGGUUUAGAGGGGAUAACGUAAAGACAACUUGCAAGAUUGCCUCAUUCUUUUAAAGUAUAUUUUUUUUCUUUCAAAAGUCAGAUGUGAAGCUAUUCUUUUUUUUUUCUUUCUUUUUUCUUUCUUUUUUUUGGCAGCACAAAUGAAGUAGGCCACUGUGCACAUGCUUCUCCAAUCAACUCUAUGUCCUUAACACUGUGUAACAAGAUAAACCUCUUUUCCUACUGUGUUGACAUUAAUGCACUUGUAAAACAAUCUGCUGUUAUAGGAAGAACAAUGUUGAAACUGUCUGCCUUUAAAGUGUGUGUGUGUGUGUGUGUGUGUGUGUGUGUGUGUGUGUGUGUGUGUGUGUGUGUGUGUGUGUGUGUGUGUGUGUGUGUGUGUGUGUGUGUGUGUGUGUGUGUGUGUGUGUGUGUGUGUGUGUGUGUGUGUGUGUGUGUGUGUGUGUGUGUGUGUGUGUGUUAAGGAGGCUGACACCACCUCCACCUUUAAAACCAAACUGAAACCCUUUGUGUUUAGUAAAGCCUCUAGUUGGUGUAAACUCUAGAUUGUUGCAUGUAAUCACAGCUCCAGACUGCUAUCGGCCCACACAUACUGACCCACUGAGCCGUGUCUAUCCCUCCUUCUCUUUCCUUUUUUCAGAUCAACCCUCACUUAUUCAUUAGAGGUCCAGGUCCUGGUCCAGGUCCCCCUUAUGGUCCAGGUCCUGGUCCAGGUCCCCCUUAUGGUCCAGGUCCUGGUCCAGGUCCCCCUUAUGGUCCAGGUCCUGGUCCAGGUCCCCCUUAUGGUCCAGGUCCUGGUCCAGGUCCCCCUUAUGGUCCAGGUCCUGGUCCAGGUCCCCCUUAUAGUCUAGGUCCUGGUCCAGGUCCCCCUUAUGGUCCAGGUCCUGGUCCAGGUCCCCCCUUAUGGUCCAGGUCCUGGUCCAGGUUUCUACCCCCUUAUGGUCCAGGUCCUGGUCCAGGUCCCCCCUUAUGAUCCAGGUCCUGGUCCAGGUCCCCCCUUAUGGUCCAGGUCCUGGUCCAGGUCCCCCCUUAUGGUCCAGGUCCUGGUCCAGGGCCCCCCUUAUGGUCCAGGUCCUGGUCCAGGGCCCCCCUUAUGAUCCAGGUCCUGGUCCAGGUCCCCCCUUAUGGUCCAGGUCCUGGUCCAGGUCCCCCCUUAUGGUCCAGGUCCUGGUCCAGGUUUCUACCCCCUUAUGGUCCAGGUCCUGGUCCAGGUCCCCCUUAUGGUCCAGGUCCUGGUCCAGGUCCCCCCUUAUGGUCCAGGUCCUGGUCCAGGUCCCCCCUUAUGGUCCAGGUCCUGGUCCAGGGCCCCCCUUAUGGUCCAGGUCCUGGUCCAGGUUUUUCUCCCACCAGGGGAGUUUUUACCUGCCAUUGUAUAACUGCUCAGGGGUCAUGUGUUCUGAUCCCUGGAAAGCGCCUGGAGACACUUGUGUUGUAAUCAACGCUAAAUGAAUAAAAUUUAAUUUAAUUUAUUUGACGUUUUUCAUAUUUAAUGGGUAGAGUUAUCGUGAAAAAGGUCAAAUUGCAUUUUUUUCCCCAAACAAAUUGCUGUUUUACAUUUCAUUUCUUUUUCUGGACUUGUUUGAAGCAAGACUUAUUCAAAGUUUUACAUGAAAAAUAGGAUAUUACCUGAUAUUCAAGAUCAGUUGAAGAAAAUAUUAGAUAAAUAUAUAGAGCAGUUAUAUCAUACCAGUCAGACCAGCUAAAAAGGUCAUCAUUUGUAUUCGUCAUAGGGCUAACUCCAUGAAUUUUGUAAGAGCGUUUGGUCUGCCAUUUUUCUGUUAGGCUAGAUAUAGUAAAUACCAUCCAUGCAUCACAAAUAUCAUCCACUAUGUCAAUGCUUCACAAAAAAUACCUGGGAAGUAGUCGGUUUUAUUAACCUCCCCUACUACAGAUAAGGGCCUGGUUUCCCAGAUCAGUUAAGGAGCUCUUAACAGCGAAAGACUUCUUUCAAACCUUCUUAAGGAGCCUGUGAAAGAAAAUCGCGUUUCCCAGAGUUGCUCUUAGCUUAAGAAUCUCUUUCAUUAAGAAGGAAAUGAAAGAUGCUGCUGACCCAGUCUUUACAACCAUCUUAGUGAACAAAGACUCACAGAUCCAGCCGCGUCAGGCAAAUCAAUAUCACACCAAGCAAUGAGAUAUUAAAACAAUACACACCGCACAAAUUUUGAUCUAUUUUAUACUUUAGAUAUUGUUUAGCAUUCAUUGGUGACAGCAAAGGGGGAAAAAAAGAAAAAUAAGGAAUAACAAGUGUGUUCCUGUAUAUGUUUUAUGCAUUACGCACAAAUAAAACAA